AUGAUUGAUGCUGGUUCUACAUUUGAUUUGACUGCCCCUCCUCAAUUUUUAUAGCCUAAAAUUAGUGUUAGCAAGCAACCUGAGUAGCCAAUCAAUAAGCCUUAAAAGGAUGUAAGAAAUGAAUAUAUAUCAGUUGCAACAAAAGACUCAAAACUCUAAUUCGAAACUACCUCAAUUGAGCAACAAUUAGAAUGCGACCAAAAAUGCUAACUAAAAGUAGACUCAAUAAGUGCAACAACAAUCCCCAAAGGCAAUUCAAAAAGCAAAAAAGAUAGAUUUGUUUAGAGAUGCAUUGUCAUAGGCGACAACAAAAUAUUUACGUAUGCUGUAUUUUCACCUUAGCUCCUGGGAAAAAGGAGAAGGACAAGACUCAAAAGCCUAAACCAUAAUAAGAAUUGCAAUAACAAUAGAUAGAGGAGAUCAAGAAGGAAUAUGAGGAUUUAGUGCAAAAUCAUUAUAAGGACUUAUAUGUUCAUGUGGCAAAUGAGCAAUAGAAGAGUUUACAGGACUUACAUAAUAAGAGAAUUGUAACUGCAUUGUAGGACUUGGAAUCUCGACCUAAAAUUCAGAAUGCUCUUGAGAAGAAGGAGGAAUAAAUCAAUAAACAAAGGUUGUACAAAGAUAGAUUAUUGUAUGAAAUCAAGCAAAUGAUCAUAAAGAGUAGAAGAUUGGAUGAAUUGCUGAACGAUUUAGUAUUGUAGAAUGAGGAUACAGUAAAAGAGACAAUAGAGGAGUUACUGGAGAAAGAAUAAAUCUAGGAAGAAAAAAUGGCUAAAUAAUCAUAUGAAAUCGCUAAGUUGAGAGACAUGUAUCUAAAAAGAAGUAUUUUCAAUUUGAUAACGAAGGGAAACUAUUAUUGGAAGUGUAAAAGUAAUGUCAAAUAACCUAUGAUGGAUUGAAAAUCAAAUAUCAAUAAUAUGAAGCAUCUUCUUAGAGUAUGAUGAGUAGAAAGAAGCAAUUAGAAUCUUUAUCAAAGAUUGUUGCAAAGUAUAGAAGUGAGUUUUAAACUUAACAGAACUUUUUUGGAGCCAGUUUAAGAGGGAGAUUCGAUCCAAUGUUGGAGGAGAUUUUGGAGGAUGAAUUAUCCAAAUGUGGCGAUGAAUAGGCCUUGGAGAUUGUGUAGUAGGGAGAAAAGAAAAUUAUUGCCAUUAAGGAGGAUAAUGAAAAGAGGAAGAGGGGAGAACAAAAAGAUAAAGCAAAAUUGGCUAUUGAGAAUGCGACUCAAAAUAUUAAUAAACAAAAAUAGGAUAUACAAUAGGAAUUAGAGAAAAAAGUAUUUGUUUAUCUUUUAAUUAGAAAUAAAUGUUCCAAAAAUUGAGAGUAGUUACUAGCAUUUCUAAUUAGGAAAUCAUGAAGAAAUAUAAAUUAAAUAUGGAUUUAGAUUAAAAGGAGUUAAAAAACAUUUAAGAAUACGUUGGAAAAGAGAUUGAAAGAUAUGAAAGAUAGAAUGAUGAAUUAAGGGCAGAAAUUAAAAAAUUGAAAUAUGAAUAAGAGAAUUCAAUCUUAGAUGCUCAAAUUAAUUUAGAUGAAUUAGAAAGAGAUGUAACUAAAUAAUAAGAUUUGUUUUCAGAAAAAGAAAAAUAAGUCAAAAAAGUUGAAAAAUCCAUAGAUGAAGUGACAAUGUCCUUAUCAAGAAUCAUGUAUCAAUUAAGUGGUAAAGGAAUGAAAGCAAAAAACAUCGAAAUCAAAAGGUCUGCUUUAGUAGCAACAGCUUCCACUAUUUAACUUCGUCUAGAAAGAAUGCUUACUGUGUUAUCUAAAACAUAAGAGUUUUUAAAUGAAGAAUCUAUCAAUACAAAUCCUAGAUAUAAUAAGGUUGAAGAUUUCAUAUGUUUGAAUCCAAAAGUAAUUUCUUUCAAUAAUUUAGAGUUAUAUAUCUCAAGAUAUCAAUGAAUAAGUAGAAGGUAACAUAAAGUUUGUGUAUAAAGAGGAAGAUAGCUCUGAUGAAGAUUGCAAAGAGAUGGAUGAAGUCAGAUAAUAAGUCAAGUUGAAAGCUUAAGAGGAUAAACCGUAAGUAGUUGUAGUACAAAAGAAAGAUAAAAAACCUAAUAAGUGA
This is a messenger RNA of Paramecium octaurelia, 2056 nucleotides long. Lineage: Eukaryota; Ciliophora; Oligohymenophorea; Peniculida; Parameciidae. The record is from the annotation of a GenBank genome assembly.